CUUAACAAAACCAUUAAUAACUGUUUUUCAGUGAGUUAAGCAAAGAGAACAGAGAGGACAAAAGCAUAACUAAAAGAAAAUGACAGUGUCCCCCUUUUGCAGGACAGGAUUUCAGAUGGUGUACUAGGUCUGGCCAGCAUGGAGUUGAUUUUCUUCAUGGCAGCUUGUAUGGUGCUGUGUUUUAGAUUUGUGACCAAAACAGUGUUAAUAAUAGACCAGUGUUUCAGUGUAUUGAGUUUGUGUGGGAAGGUUUUGGUAGUGGGGGUGUGUGUGUGUGUGUGCGCUACAGGAGUGGCUUCUGCAAGAAGCUGCUAGAAGCUUCUCCCAUGUCUGAUAGAGCCAAUGCCAGCCGGCCGAAAGACGGACCCGCUGCUGACCAAGGCUGAGCCCAGCAGCGAUGGUGGUAGUGCCUCUGGGAUAACAUAGUCAAGAAGGGAGAAAAUACCCUUGUGCAACAGCAAUUGCAGCCAGAGAGAGGAGUGAGAAUAUGUGAGAGAAACAGCUCUACAGACACCCAAGGCCAGUGAAGAAGAAGGAGGGGGAGGAGGUGCUCCAGGAGCCGGAGCGGAGAUUCCCCUGCAGCUUGUGGAGAAGCCCAUGGUGAGGCAGGCUGUGCCUCUGCAGCCCUUGGAGGUCCAUGGUGGAGCAGAUAUCCACCUGCAGCCUGUGGAGGACCCCACGUCAGAGCAGGUUAUCGUCAGGAAUAUGGGUUGGAACCUCAUUUCUCCUCUUGUUAGAUGUAUUUUCAUGUAUAAACAGGAAGAUGAUAAGCGAGAACACUGCCUGAAGAUACUAGAUAAGUUGGCACAGCUAUGCAAUCCGAAGGAACUUUUUUUGAGUUUACUUGAGCAGAUUGAGCAGACCUCUGGAGAGCAAGUGUGUCAAACUGUUAUGUUAUUGCUUCAGCCUUUGCAGACAGUGCUUUUGAAACUUCAGAACAAGAAGGCCUACUCAGUGGGUUUAUCUUUAGCCAUGAUAAUGAAUCAGCUUACUCCCUUACCUGUACCUUACACAAAACAACAAAUACAAGAAGAUAAACUUGGUCUCUGUCAAUGUUGUAAUGCAGUGGUGGACUUUGCUAAACCUUUUGUGAAUGAAGUUGUUAACAUGGAAAAGUCAUCAGAAUGCAAUGACAUGGAGCUGAAAGAAGAAUUAUUAAAAUUCUGUAUGAAAAGCCUGAAAUACCCAUUAUUGACAGCUCAGCUUGAACAGCUUGAAGGCGUUGAAGAACAUCCCUUUCGGCAUUUUGCAACUGAAAUUGUAGACAUUUUGUGGGAUAUAAGAGAAUUGAUACCAUUAAUGUUUUUGCAUCGUAAAGGCAAAAGUCCACACUGGGAGAAUCAGGAGUUUGCGGACAUAGAGCAAAAAAAUUCUGCAGAUUCUUUAGCGUGUCUGUCAUAUCUGAUGUUUGUUCAGCAUUUUGGUAUUGAUUGCUUUCCAGUGGUAUUUAGUCCAUCAUACCUUCUGCAGUGCAAUAUGAUGCAUAUUGAAGUGCUACUGAAAAGAACAGAAGAAUCUAUGUUAUCUAAGGGACUUGAUCUGUUUGAGAGCUGUUUAUUGAGAAUGGAAGAUAAUAGCCUUCUCCAUCAGUAUUUAGAAUUCAGAGAUUUUAUUAACGUACCUCAGGAUUUGGUGAAAGUUAUGACCCUUUGUCCCACAGAGCAUCUGAGAAAGAAGAGUUUAAAUAUUUUGCAGUUGUUCAUAGACAAGUUUGAUGCAGAGGGGAAAUACACAUUAUUCAGGUGUUUACUGCAGACAAGCAACCAUGCUGGUGUGGAAGGAUACAUUAUUAAAAAUAUAAAAGAUCAAGUUCACUUAUCGUUAACGAAGGCAUGUGACAUUUGGUUUACAGGACAUCACCUGAUCUCCCUUCUAGAUUUAGUACUUUUGCUUCCAGAAGGUGCUGAGACAGAUCUUCUGCAAAACUCAGAUAGGAUUAUGGCAUCACUAAAUCUACUGAGAUACUUGGUCAUUAAGGAUUGUGAAAGUGAUAAUCAAACUGGCGUAUGGACAGCACUUGCCAAGAUUGAGCAAAAUUUCUUAAAACCACUGCAUGUAGGACUCAAUAUGUCAAAAGCGCACUAUGAAGCAGAAAUAAAGAGUAAGAAAGAAAACAGAAGAGAGGCACACAGUUCUAACACAGUUUGUUCAGUAACUGUUAGUGGGGAAAAGAUGCCUGCCAUGACCACUGAAAUGCAGCUUCAGGUUUUACACUCGGCUCUCUUCACAUUUGAUUUAAUAGAAAGUGUUCUAGCUCGAGUAGAAGAACUCAUUGAAGUGAAAAUAAAAGCUGUAAUGGAUGAAAAUAGUUAGGUCAGCUGAAGUAUUUGAAUUCAUAUACUUCUUACAAGAUCAUUUUGACUAUGAGACUUUAGUUGAAAAGGAGGCUACCAACCUUUAAGGAGCAAUUUAGAGUGGCCUCUAAAAGAAUUGCAAAUGCUGCUUUCCAUAAGUCUUGUUGCUGUUCUUUUUAUUUUCUUCUUUUGUUGUUGUAUGCGAUUCACAGAGAUGGCCUAUUUACUAAAGUACUCCUCUUCAGAAUUUGAUGGGGUUUUUAGUUUCUAAACUAAAAACAAGGGGAUUUCUUUGUUCUUAUGCUGUGACAAGGAGCUAGGGUUGUACAUUUAUUUUUCUGUUAAUUUUCAGAAUUUGUUAGAAAAUAGUUGCUGACUGGUGUUGUGAAUCACAAAGAUUUUUAUAAAGUGACUGGAGAACCAUUAAUUAAAAGGCACUGUUUAAGCACAAGGUUUUUUUAUUACCACUCUUUAAUAUUGACAAACAAGCUCCUAUAUUUACAAACAGGACUGUGAAGUAUAUAUAGAUAAUAGUAGAAACACUGUGGCAAAGGAAACACUAUGUUUAAAGAAAAACACAUCAACUUUGAGCCAAAUAUGUUAAAACUUAGUAACACAACAGAUAACAUUUGUGUUUAAAAAACACACUGUAUGAGAUUUCAUACAUAUAUCUGUUUAUGCAUAGGAAACCUAUAUUUUGGACUUAUCUUGAUCAUCCUUAUCUUUAAGGAUAAAGUUUUCCUUAAGAUAUAUUAAAUAUUUUGGGAAAUUAUUGUAAACAGAUGAGCUCAUAAGUUCAGAAUCAAGUUAAAAAUAAGGAUGGCUUUUCUAUAGUGCACUUAAACCACUUCUUUGUUUUUCUUAGAAUGCAGAUUUGCUAUAAUGUAUGCUAUUUUUCAGUGUACAGUUUUUUAAUAUAAAUUUUCAUUCCAAAUGCACAAGUUGUAUAUACAGUCUUUUGAAAUGUAACUAUGUUUAAGAACAUUCUAUAUUUUGUUUAAAAUGUAGCCACUCUAUUUAUGAAUAAAAACCCCAAAUACUAAAU
Grus americana (Whooping crane) is the source of this 3339-nucleotide messenger RNA. RefSeq names its product glomulin, FKBP associated protein (gene GLMN). The record is from RefSeq and is a predicted model, not a curated record. Gene Ontology annotation, cellular component: cytoplasm. Bases 598 to 2313 code for a protein of 571 amino acids. Gene Ontology annotation, molecular function: ubiquitin-protein transferase inhibitor activity. NCBI's taxonomy places the organism in Eukaryota, Metazoa, Chordata, Aves, Gruiformes, Gruidae. The transcript has 17 exons.